Messenger RNA from Triticum urartu, 1145 nucleotides. Its product is annotated as peroxidase P7-like. NCBI's taxonomy places the organism in Eukaryota, Viridiplantae, Streptophyta, Magnoliopsida, Poales, Poaceae. Gene Ontology annotation, molecular function: heme binding; peroxidase activity. The record is from RefSeq and is a predicted model, not a curated record. Gene Ontology annotation, biological process: response to oxidative stress; hydrogen peroxide catabolic process.
UUCAUGUUCCACACAUUCUCUCCUUGCUUGCUUCUUCUGCACUGUGCAGCGAUCGCUCUCAUCACCAGACACCGGUCAAUAGGCAUGGCGUCCUCCAGGGCUCCUUGUUGGGUCGCGCUGCUCCUCUUCGUUGCUCUGGUUGCCACCGCCAAUGGCAGCGAGCUCUCCGCAGGUUACUACGAGAAGACGUGCCCCAACGUGCAGCACGUCGUGCGGUCAGUGAUGGCGAGCAGGGUCGCCGCCCAGCCGAGGAUGGCCCCCGCCGUCCUCCGCCUCUUCUUCCAUGACUGCUUCAUCAACGGAUGCGACGCUUCGGUCCUCCUGGACGCAACUCCUUCCUCCCCCGGCGAGAAGGAUGCGGAGCCGAACGCCUCCCUAACCGGCUACACCGUCAUCCACGACAUCAAGUCCGCGCUCGAGCACGACUGCCCGGCCACCGUCUCCUGCGCCGACGUCAUCGCCCUUGCGUCCCGCGACGCCGUCGCCCUGCUCGGAGGUCCCACCUGGAGCGUGCCCCUCGGCCGCAAGGACUCACGCUUCGCCGCCGACCCGGAGUCCACCAAGAAGGGCCUCCCCAGUCCCAAAGACGACCUCGGCGAGCUCGUCACCAUGUUCGCGGAGCUCAACCUCGAUGCUCGUGACAUGACGGCGCUCUCCGGUGCCCACACCGUCGGGAUGGCCAGCUGCGACACCUACAGGGACCGUGUCUACGGCCCUAAUGGCGACAUCGACCCCUUCUUCGCACAGACCACGAGGCAGACGUGCCAGGGUACUUCUGGUAAGGCGCCGUUCGACGUGCAGACACCGAUGAGGUUCGACAACGCCUACUACAGGAACCUUAUCGCGCGGCGCGGUCUCCUUACCUCAGACCAGACUCUCUACGGCGGUGGAGGUCUGCAGGACAAUCUUGUGGAGAUGUACAGCGCCGACGGUGAGGCGUUCGCGAGGGACUUUGCCAAGGCCAUGGUGAAGAUGGGAAACAUACCUCCGCCAAAGGGAAUGCCCGUGGAGGUGAGGCUGAGGUGCUCCAUGGCCAACUACUGAUUGCUUGAUUCCAAGUGCAUGCAACCCAGCUCGAUUGUAUCGGAUUCAAUUAUUAUUUUGAAAUGUACAAUUUGUAACUAGUAUCCGUGCUAAUUUUUUUG